CUAGAGAAAAUAAGAUAUUUUGCAAAUAAUUUAUGUCAUGACUGAAACUCCGAAUGAAUCUGUGGGCGAAUCUACCCAGGAGUGGGAACAUAAAGAAGAUCGUUGCUAUAGUGAACAAGAAAUAUACGCUCAUCUAUUUGAAAAGGAAAAUGAAUACUUUACUCCAGAGAAUAUUGAAUGUAUGGAAGAAAUAGCAAGCUUGUGUAACGGCCAUCCUGCAGCUGCAAUAUUAGCAAGUUCAUUACUCACAGAAGAUUGUGGGCUUCUUACUCCCGCUGAACUGAUAGAGAUGAUUAAAACAAUAAGAUCAAAAGUGCAUCAUCCUGGUGAUAGUCUAUUAACGGGUAAUACCGGUGAUUGCGAUUCACCAAUGCAUCAAUUAGAGCUCAUCUACAAAGAAAUACUACAUGAGGAUAUUAAAGACAUUUUCUACA
This is a messenger RNA of Ruditapes philippinarum (Manila clam), 434 nucleotides long. RefSeq lists its product as uncharacterized. The transcript is spliced from 3 exons. The record is from RefSeq and is a predicted model, not a curated record. Lineage: Eukaryota; Metazoa; Mollusca; Bivalvia; Venerida; Veneridae. The annotation marks the transcript as partial.